CUCACCGGAAUCAAGAAGCACUUCUGCAGAAAGCACGGCGAGAAGAAGUGGAAAUGCGACAAGUGCUCUAAGAAAUACGCUGUUCAAUCAGAUUGGAAGGCUCACUCUAAGAUUUGCGGCACUAGAGAGUACAAAUGCGAUUGUGGCACUUUGUUCUCAAGGAGGGAUAGCUUCAUCACGCAUAGGGCUUUUUGUGAUGCCUUGGCCGAGGAAAGUGCGAGAUCUCAAACUCAUUCACAAACUACUCAGUCUCAGAUUGGUGUUAAGGUUAGUUCUGAAUCAGAUUCUAAGGCUGUUAACGCUGAAUCUUCGUCGCCUCAGGCGACACCUCCACCUCCUGCUCCUACUCCUGCUCCUGCUCCUCCACCGCCGCCGCCUCCUCCGGUUCAGCCGGAAGCUCCGCCACUGCCGGCCACUACUACUACUACUACCACCACCCAGCCAAACAGUGUUGUUGUGCCACUGGUUUUGCAGACUCAGAAUCCAGAGUUGCCAGAAAAUUCGCCACAAAUCAUAGAGGAGCCACAAGCUAACACUGCUCUGAAUGGGAGCUGUAGCAGCAGCACUAGCUCAACAAGCAAUGGUGGUACUAGCAGCAGUGUAUUUGCAAGUUUGUUCGCUUCAUCAACUGCGUCGGGAGGGCAGGACCGCCGCCAAUAUGCACCACCGCCACAGCCAACCAUGUCUGCCACUGCUUUGCUGCAAAAAGCAGCUCAAAUGGGUGCGGCUGCAACCAAUGCCUCGCUGCUUCGUGGUUUAGGUAUAGUGUCCUCUUCUGCUUCGUCUUCACCAGCUCAGCAAGAUGGCUUGCAAUGGGGUCAGCAGCCGGCCGAACCAGAGAGUGCCUCAGUUCCGGCGGGGCUUGGACUUGGGCUGUCUUUUGACAGUGGCUCUGGACUAAAGGAAUUAAUGAUGGGGACUCCUUCCAUGUUUGGUCCAAAGCAUACCACCCUCGAUUUUCUAGGAUUGGGGAUGGCUGCUGGAGGAACUCCUGGUGGAGGCUUGUCGGCACUCAUCACAUCUAUUGGUGGUGGUUUGGAUGUUAGUGCUGCGGCAGCAGCAUCUUUUGGAAACGGAGAGUUUUCUGGCAAAGACAUUGGGCGGAGCACAUGAUAAUUUUGGUGCAAGGACUGCAUAUAAUUUUUCAGGGCCUUGAAGUUCUGGUUGUACAGAAUUGUAUGGUCUUUUGUACAAUAUGAAUCUGCAAUGCAUCAGGAAGGGAGGAUUAGUAAGAUAUAGUAUAUGAUCCUAAUAUGCAGUGCAUCAAGCAUUGUGAAAAAAGGGUUAUUUAUGCCUCUAAUAUGAGUGGGAAAAGACACUAUUAUAGUAAAAAUGAAAAGGGCCAGAGCUUUUCUUCUUAGUAAAUAGCUUGGUCCGGACCACUCUAUCUGGGUGAACUAAAAGGUUGGAAUUUGAUAUAUGUAUUGGUGUCGUAGGCUAUGGGGACAAUGACGAGUUUUGAAGGGUACACAUCUAAAAGAUGUUUUUGCUUCUUGAGCAUAUACAUUUUUGAUCAAGUAGUGAAAUCCUUUUGGAUUAUUUUGGUUGGUCAGUGGCUGUAGCAUGUAGGCAUGAAUUAGGAAACUUUUGAUGUUUGUGUUUUAUGUUGACGGUUGAAAUUUAUUGUCACAAGGUGGAAUUUGGCAGUACGCGGUUGGUUGGAUAUAAAAUCAAUCUCGUAUAUGAACUUUCAUAUCAAUUUCUCAUUAUGUUGUACAGAAUUGUAUGUAUUCCAUUCAAGUUCAUUUUUCUCCAUAAA
This is a messenger RNA of Arachis ipaensis, 1759 nucleotides long. The record is from RefSeq and is a predicted model, not a curated record. Lineage: Eukaryota; Viridiplantae; Streptophyta; Magnoliopsida; Fabales; Fabaceae.